GUUCUAACAGAAGCUCAUUCAUUCAGAGGAGUCUGUUAGAAAAGGGAGUCUCUAGCUGAGCUGGGAUUCACGUUAGCGUACCAACAGCUAUAGCCAUGUUUACAUUGAUCUUUGUUUAUCUGUGUCUUCUGUGUUGUAACUUGCAUGCAGAGACUGAAUGCUUCUCCAAAACCUCAGAGUUUAAAAUGAAAGGAGAUUACCUGCUUGGUGGACUUUUUGGUGUUCAUCAUGUCAGUGCAACUCUCCAUCAGAACAUCCCAGAAGCCAUCAUCUGUUCCAGUCAAGAGUUUUCACUGUCAAGUUACCGGAGGUUUCAGAUGAUGAGAUUCUCUAUAGAGGAAAUCAAUAAUUCUACCAGUCUACUACCCAAUGUGACUCUUGGCUAUGAAAUAUUUGACCACUGCUCAGACACAAAGAAUUUUCCAGGUAUUUUCAGCCUGAUGUCUGUUGAUGGUUCAGUUCAACCUUGGAAAGAAUCUGUAAACUUCUCUAAAGUGAUUGCAGUGGUGGGUACAGGCACAAGCACAGCAACAAUGACUGUUGCACCACUGUUCAUGAUGGACCUCAUUCCGAUGAUUACUUAUGGAGCCUCAAGUUCAGUUUUCUUCAGAAAACAGAAUUUUCCAUCUUUCUUACGAACAGUGCAUCCUAAUAAAGAUGUCAUAGAAAUAAUUUUGAGGUUUUUGGAAAAGUUCAAAUGGACCUGGGUGGCUUUCCUCUACAGUGAUGGUGAUUAUGGAAGAGAUGGCCUGGAUCUGUUUGUGAAAAAGAUAAAGGACACUGAAAUCUGCUUGGCAUUCAGUCAUGGUCUCAAAGAGGACACAGAUUAUCCUAAACUUAUCAAACAGAUGGAACAACACAGGAUAAACGUUAUAAUUGUUUUUACAACUGAGUGGACAGCUGAAAGACUCAUUAUGGCAGCCAUCCAACAAAAUGUUACCAACAAGGUGUGGAUAGCAGCAGAUGCCUGGUCUCUUCACAAAAAGCUCCCUAAAAGACCAGGAAUCAGAAAUAUUGGGACUGUUCUUGGGAUUGCCGAGCCUAAAAUCACAAUCCCGGGAUUUGAUGAUUUUAUUAAUUCCUUCAAAGCUCAAAAUCAGUGUGAAAAUCCAGAGCAGGAUCCAUUUUGUAACCAGAGGUGUAACUGCAGCAGCGUUAGCGCUGAAGAUAUCAUUACAGCAGAUCCCUCUUUUAAUUUUCCUGUUUACUCUGCUGUAUAUGCCGUUGCCCAUGCCUUACAUGCAGUGCUGCAGUGUGGAGCUGGCAGCUGCAACAAGAGCAUCAAACUUUACCCACACAUGGUCCUGGAAGAACUUAGAAAGUCAAAGUUCACACUUUUAAACCAGACAAUUCAGUUUGAUGAUAAUGGUGACCCCAAGUUUGGACCCUAUGCCAUAGUUUUCUGGAAUGAGAGCGGUGAUGCAGAAGAGAUCGGUUCUUAUACAUUUCACCCAAAACAUAACUUUGACAUUAACAAGUCUAAAAUCCAUUGGCACGGAGACAAAGAGCCGGAAUCCUUUUGUUCUAAAGAAUGUCCUGAUGGAUUUAUGAAAAAACAGGAAGGAGUCCACAAAUGCUGCUUCAGUUGUACAAUCUGUCCCAAAGGAACCUACCUGAACACUACAGAUCCUUAUAACUGCAUGAAGUGCAAGGACACAGAGUGGUCUGCAGAGGGGAGUAAAGCAUGCAAGCCACGGCAGCUGGAGUACGUCCAAUUCAGCGAUCCUGCGGCUAUAUGCAUCAUGACUGGGACCGUGAUCUUAUUGGCCUUCAUUGUAGCCAUAUCUGUUCUCUUUGCCCUCAACUACAACACACCGGUUGUCCGAUCUGCUGGAGGUCCAAUGUGCUUCCUAAUUUUAGGAUGCCUCAGCCUGUGCAGCAUCAGUGUCUUCUUUUGUUUUGGAAAACCCACCAUUGUUUUCUGCAUCCUGAGAUACACCCCCUUUUUUUUGUUUGGUUCAGUUUGUCUGGCAUGUCUUGCAGUGCACUCAUUCAAAAUUAUUUGUAUUUUUAAAAUAUUUGCCAAAUUACCAAUUCUACAACGUUAUUGGAGAAAGUAUCACAGAUCCUGGCUUAUCAUCUCUAUUGUCUUUUUCAUUCAGGCUGCCCAACUUAUUUCUGGCACUAUACUUUCCCCCCCAGAGCCGUACCCUGACACAUUUUGGUACUCAGACAAAUAUAUCCUCAGGUGUUAUUUUUUCAAGAACCACAAAGCAUCAUUAAGCUCCUGUGUUUUCUUGUUCAUAUUGUGGCUUAUUACUCUCUUUUUCUCAUAUACAGGAAGAAAUCUUCCCAAAAAUUAUAAUGAAGUCAGAGCAAUAACUUUUUGUAUGCUGCAGCAGAUCCUUAUAUGGAUUUUCUUUGCAACCGGAUACACAAUUCAUCAUGGAAAGUACCUUCAAAUUUUCAGUGCUUUGGCAAUGCUCUUAAGUCUGUACUCUUAUUUAUUUAAUUAUUUUAUUAGCAAAUGUAACAUAAUCAUUUUUAAACCUGAACAAAACACUCAGCAGUACUUCCAAGAUCUUAUUCUGGAUUAUUCUAUGCAGUCAUCUCAGCUUGUAGCACAUCAUUUUUACAGCUGUCUGUGACAGGAAGUAAAUAGUUUAUUUUUAUUAUAAGGAUUUCCAACAAAAUGUUUCUAAGUAGUCAAAAAAGGCUGAAGCAAUCAGGCAACAACAACACAGAAACAUCAUAAUGUCUGCAGACAUAAAAUCGAAGAAAACUAUAAACUCUGUUUCCAGAAGAACGGCUAUAAAUCAGCAGAAGGAAUACCGACCUUGGUCAUUCGACAGAUUAUGGACCCUUUUUUUUAUUUCACACCUUAUUGUAAAAAGAAGUUUAAUCAGUUAUAGAAAAUGGUUAAAUUGAUUGAUCUUAAUGAUAUUACUUUACAUGCUCCAAAAAU
Messenger RNA from Oryzias latipes (Japanese medaka), 2905 nucleotides. RefSeq lists its product as uncharacterized. Gene Ontology annotation, biological process: G protein-coupled receptor signaling pathway. Gene Ontology annotation, cellular component: plasma membrane. Gene Ontology annotation, molecular function: G protein-coupled receptor activity. NCBI's taxonomy places the organism in Eukaryota, Metazoa, Chordata, Actinopteri, Beloniformes, Adrianichthyidae. The record is from RefSeq and is a predicted model, not a curated record.